UGGAAGAUGGCGCCCAGGGACCGCCAUCGCUCCUCGGCUCCGCUGCAGGUCCUGCUCUUCCUCAACGGCUGGUACUGCGCCACAUAUUUUCUCCUGGAAGCGUUCGUGUUCGUGUACAAAGUGCUGCUCCUGCCCUAUCCCGUCUCCAACUUGGUGUUGGACGUGGUGCUGCUCCUCCUCUACCUCGGCAUUGAGGCCACACGCAUCUUCUUCGGCUCCAAGGGGAACCUGUGCCAGCGGAAGGUGCCGCUGUCCCUCAGCCUGGCACUUACAGUGCCGGCAGCUGUGCUGGCUGUGUACUACCUGCUGCUCCAGACAUAUUCCCUGCGCCUGGAAGCGUUCCUGAGCGCCAUCCUGCUCCUCUUCUACGGCCUGGAGCUGCUCCUGGGCGUCCUGGCACUCCUCUCCUUCUCCAGCACGGAUCCCUACUGAGGACACGGCCCAGGGACACAGGGGAGCACCACCCGUGCCAGCUCCAUUUCCCAGCCCCGGGAAGGGGGAGGAUCCCUCCUUUCCCACUGCCCAUUUCACCUGGUGCCACCUGGACAUAUCCCUCCUACAUUUGUCACUUCUACGUGGACACAUCCCUCCCAUUUUUCCUUCUUCCCACUUCACCAGGGACCUGCUGCCACAUAUUCAUCCCUCCCUUUUCCCACUUCACUCACUGCCCCCUGGACAUAUCCCUCCCACCUUUCCCACUCUCCAAUCCUCUUGGACUCCUCAGAGCUUGAGCCAGCUCAAGGUAUGAAGAAUCCUUUUUUAUUUCUACGACCUUCCACAAUAAUUCACUAUUUUCCAAUAAAUAUUUAUUUUUA
Molecule: messenger RNA, 815 nt
Organism: Agelaius phoeniceus (red-winged blackbird)
Lineage: Eukaryota; Metazoa; Chordata; Aves; Passeriformes; Icteridae
Gene: TMEM216
Product: transmembrane protein 216
Biological process (GO): non-motile cilium assembly
Cellular component (GO): ciliary transition zone
Source: RefSeq, a predicted model, not a curated record